AUGGGGAAUGUCCCCACCAUUUCCAAGUUGCCUCUUAUUUUCCCACGAAAUAGCCGAAUCACUAAGGAGACCACUCUCCCGCUCGUCUAUAAAUCCUCCAAAAUCACAUCUAUUAGAUACAACUCUUAUACCUCUAUCCUCAUCAGUAUACUUCAGCUUCUGAAUAUGGAGAGCAAGGAGUCAUUGAUUGGAACUACUCUGCCGAUGGCUGUUAGAGACAGCAUCGAGUCAUCUCUAGGGGCUGAAUUCGAGGUGUUCUUAAAUUUUAGAGGGCCUGACACUCGUCUGAAUUUUGCCAAUUGCCUCUAUCACUCUAUGGACGGAGCUGGGAUUCGCGUUUUCAGAGACAAUGAAGAGAUUAGAAAAGGCGAAGUAAUCAAUGGCAAACUGGAGCUCACAAUCAAGAGCUCCGCAAUCUAUAUGCCCAUCUUUUCUAGAAAUUACGCGUCGAGUGCAUGGUGCCUUCGCGAGCUUGCAUACAUGAUGGAUUGCUCAAGAAACAGAAUCGGCAAAGCAAUGAUCUUGCCGAUUUUCUUUGACGUGGAUCCUGAAGAUGUCAAGCUCAAAACCGGAUUAUACCAAGACGCUCUGCGGAGGCAUGAGGAGAAGUUUGGCUACGAUGAAGUGCAGCGAUGGAAGGAGGCUAUGAGGGAGGUCGCUCAAAUCAAAGGAUGGGAUCUCAAAUAUAAAGGCCAAGGUGAACUCAUUAGAUCAAUCGUGGCUGAAGUUUUGAUCAAGCUGAAUAAAAGAGCCAAAAAUUUGCCCGAUCAUAUAGUUGGAAUUCAGGAUCGUGUUGAAGACGUCAUGCACUUAUUAGAUGAAGAUUUUCCUGAUGUACGCUAUCUAGUAAUCCAUGGUAUGGGAGGCAUCGGUAAAACAACCCUUGCAAAGGUUGUCUUUAAUCAAAUUUCUAGUCGGUUUCAUGGAUGUAGCUUUCUUUCUAAUGUCCGAGAAGCUUCAAAAGGCAGCAAAGUUGUUCAAUUGCAAAGGCAAUUGUUGUCAGAAAUUCUUCACUUCAAACUAGUGGAGAUUUCUGAUUCUGAUGUAGGGAUUAACCAAAUUAAAAGAAGAUUCCGUGACAAGAAAGUCCUCAUUGUCCUUGACGACCUAAAUACAUGGGACCAAUUUGCAAAACUUGCAGAAAAGCGUGAUUGGCAUGCUUUCAGAAUGGAUUCACCUCCACAUGAUUAUGAUGAUAUUUCUUGCGAUAUCAUUUGCAAAGCUGGUGGACUUCCUUUGGCUCUCGAGAUUGUCAAUGAUAGAUUGCUGAUGCAUGAUCUCCUCAGAGAUCUUGGAAGAGAAAUUGUUCGACUGGAAGACCCCAAAUUUCCUAAGAAGCGUAGCAGACUAUGGUGUCCUAAGGUUGCGUUGGAUGUAGUGCAGACUAGAAAGGUGAAUCAUGACUUGAAAGUAAUACAUCUCAUGAGAUGUCAUCUCUCAAGAACUCCUGACUUCUCAACAUGCUUGAAUUUGAAGAUACUGGUUCUUGAUGGACAUUGUCCAAAGUCACUACAAAUUGGUAGCUCUAUCAGUAAGCUAGAGCGACUAAAGCACUUGGAAAUAAUUGCAGCCCAAGUUCAGCCAUCAAGGCUGUCAACAGGCUUCCAUUUUGACUUGUUCGCAGUGCCUCCUGCAAUAUGUGAUCUAAAAUACCUGUCAAGUCUAAAGCUGGAGGGGCAAUGUAUGCGAGAGCUUCAUCCAUCUAUUGGAGAGAUGGCGGGCUUGACAUGCUUGUCUUUAAGGGGUUGUUGUCGGCUUAGAAAACUUCCUCUAUCCAUUGGGAAAUUGAGAUCAUUGCUCCUUUUGAAUUUGCUCUACACAAGAAUCGAAGAGUUACCUGAUUCUAUUGGAGAACUCAAAAGGUUGGAGGAAAUGAAUCUAGGAUACACUCAAAUAAGGGAGCUACCAAGCACCAUUGGAGGACUAAAAUCAUUGCUUGCCUUAAACUUGCAGCGUACAAAGAUUACAGAACUGCCUCCAUCUAUUGGGUAUCUUAUAAGGCUUGAAUGCUUAUUAAUGGCUGGGAGUAAGAUAAAAGAGUUACCGAAGGCCAUAGGGAUGUUGGAGAAUCUUAAAGUGUUGGAAUCCCGCAAUUGUAAAAAUUUGGAUGGGGAAAUCCCAAGCGAGAUUGGACGAGUAUCCUCUUUGGAGGUGCUGGACGUAUCAGGUAGCAAGGUAAGCAGGGUGCCAACCACCAUUAAUCAGCUGUCUCGUCUUCAAGAACUUCGUUUUGGAGAUUGUCAUAAGCUUGAAAGGUUGCCGCAACUUCCUGCAAGCCUAAAAGUUCUGUGUUUCGGAGCGGGGACUGCGCUUGGCUCCCCCGCACAAACUUUAUCCAAGGGGAAAGGGAAGUCAGCAAAGCUGGAGGAUUGGAAUAUCACAUGGCCCUCUCAGCUUUGGGCACUUAGCAUAUUUUGUGAUGAUCCUCGAUCUCUCACAAAGCUUCCCUCCAGUCUUUCUCUUCUGGAAUUAAGAGAUGUCCAGUCACCGAUAAAACAGCCAUUCUUGUCCAACUUGAGAUAUUUGAAACAUUUGUCCAGGUUAACACUCUUUAGAUGUUGGUUGAAAGAGAUCGAGUUUGAACAGUUAGAGAAUCUCCAUUGUUUGAGUGUGGCUGAAUCUGAAUCUCUGGUGAGGCUAUCAGGUCUAUCAAACUUAGGAAAGCUCGAAGAGCUAACAGUGAGGAGUUGCUCGCAGCUGAUCGAGAUUCGAGAUAUAGAAGAAUUGCAAUCGUUGAAGGAAUUAUUAAUUAGGAAAUGCAGCUCCAUAAAAAGGUUACCUAAUCUAUCAAAACUAUAUAAGUUGCGGACACUGCACCUCUUUAACUGUGAAUCACUGCAAUAUUUGCCUGAUGUAUCAAAUGCAUGUCAUCCCUCUGUUCAUGGAUGCCCAAUGUUAGGCGAGUCUAGUGACGACAGUGCGAAUUACGUGUGCGGUUUACUCAGUCAAUCAAACCUAAGGAACAGAAGGAAUUGA
This is a messenger RNA of Eucalyptus grandis, 2976 nucleotides long. RefSeq names its product disease resistance protein RPV1-like. The transcript has 5 exons. NCBI's taxonomy places the organism in Eukaryota, Viridiplantae, Streptophyta, Magnoliopsida, Myrtales, Myrtaceae. The coding region runs from base 1 to 2976 and encodes 991 amino acids. Gene Ontology annotation, molecular function: ADP binding. Gene Ontology annotation, biological process: defense response; signal transduction. The record is from RefSeq and is a predicted model, not a curated record.